Messenger RNA from Phacochoerus africanus (Common warthog), 2513 nucleotides. RefSeq names its product succinate receptor 1 (gene SUCNR1). Lineage: Eukaryota; Metazoa; Chordata; Mammalia; Artiodactyla; Suidae. Gene Ontology annotation, cellular component: plasma membrane. Gene Ontology annotation, molecular function: G protein-coupled receptor activity. The record is from RefSeq and is a predicted model, not a curated record. Gene Ontology annotation, biological process: G protein-coupled receptor signaling pathway. The transcript has 2 exons. The coding region runs from base 76 to 1092 and encodes 338 amino acids.
GCCCUGAGGAACUCCAAUAUUUGACCAAAAAGGGAUUAGACCGUAAAAGAGUUUAUAAAGAGAGGAAGGAGGAUAAUGGGAAGACAUUGCCAUGUCAAGGAAGCCAGGGAAGGGAGAACUUCCAGAAGCUGUAGAAUAGCAUCAAAUGCAACCUGCAAAAAUUGGCAGGCAACAGAGAUUGCCUUGGGAAAGUAUUACCUUUCCAUUUUUUAUGGGAUUGAGUUCAUUGUGGGAGUCUUUGGGAAUACUGCUGUUGUUUUCGGCUACAUCUUCUGUCUGAAGAACUGGAACAGCAGUAACAUCUAUCUCUUUAACCUUGCUAUUUCUGACUUGGCUUUUUUGUGUACCCUUCCCAUGCUGAUGAGAAGUUAUGCCCAUGGAAAAUGGACAUAUGGACACAUGCUCUGCAUAAGCAACCGAUACGUGCUUCAUGCCAACCUCUACACCAGCAUUCUUUUCCUCACUUUUAUCAGCAUUGAUCGAUACAUGCUCAUGAAGUAUCCUUUCCGGGAACACCUCUUGCAAAAGAAAAAGCUUGCUGUCUUAAUUUCUUUGGCCAUUUGGGGUUUAGUAACUGUAGAGCUCCUGCCCAUACUUCCUCUUAUAAAUCCUAUGAUAGCUGCGAAUAGCACCAGCUGUACUGAUUAUGCGAGUUCUGGGGACCCCAACGUCAGCCUCACUUACAGCAUGUGUCUCACUUUCUUGGGGUUUCUAAUUCCUCUUUUUGUGAUGUGCUUCUUUUAUUUCAAGAUUGCCCUUUUCCUAAAGCAGAGGAGCAGGCAGUUGGCUACCGCUCUGCCCCUUGAAAAGCCUCUCAACUUAGUCAUCAUGGCGGUUGUGAUCUUCUCUGUGCUGUUUACUCCCUACCACAUCAUGCGGAACGUGAGGAUCGCUUCUCGUGGGGGGACCUGGAAGCAGUCAAAGUGCACUGAGGCCAUCAUCAACUCCUUGUACAUGGUGACUCGGCCUCUGGCCUUUUUGAACAGCGUCAUCAACCCUGUCUUCUAUUUCCUCGUGGGCGAUCACUUCAGGGAGAUGUUGAUGAAUAAACUGAGGAACAAUUUCAAGUUCCUUACAUCCUUUAGAAGAUGAGCUCAUGGACUAACAUUUUCAUUCAGGGAAAAGUGAGGUGCUUGUGUAACAGAUUCUUUUACACAGGCGGCUGCAGGUCAGUUCAAGUUUGAAUUCACAUAUGUAAAUCAGAGAGAUCAUAGACUUGACCCAGUUUUGAAGGCAUGUUGGACCCAGGUGUGUAAGAAGAAGAGGAUGGGAAGUAUUUAUUGGUUUCUUGACCUAAGCAUUGGAAGGAGUUGGACUAGCUCUAAUGUUUGGGCAUGUAAGUCUCAAAUCCUAGGUGUUAUAGGACCUUCUCAAUCAGUGUGAAAGGAAUAGAAGAGAGAUAAAGAAGCAAGCCAUCUGUGUUUAUUUUGUAAAAAAAAAAAAAGUUAUAUUAGUAAUGUUCUGUAUGUUAUUUUUAUUCAUACAAUCCUGUAACUUUAUGUGAGAACUGAAUAAUAGAAGAAGAUAUUUAUGUUAUUAAACAUUGUUGUUAGAAGUUGUGCCCUUGAGCAAAUUUAGGGUAAGCAAUAACAACAAUGAGCAGAAAGUAAUGUAAUGAUUUCAAAGAUAUCUCUAUGAUAUUUCUUCAUAUUCAUCAUGAAUUGGGGUCAAUUUGUGAUUAUAAGUCCUUUUUGGUGAUAUGGUUUUUGGUGCAAAGAAUCACAUGAAAUAGAACCUAAAAAGAUAGUUCAAUAAUAGGAGAGAUGUGGUUGAGCUUGGCUGUCAAAGGAUUCAGCUGUGAUUUUAUUAAAAUACCAGAAAGAAAUACCAAGGAUAGCUGCAAAAAUUCCAAAUUUACAGAGCACAAAGCAUCUACCAGGAAGCCUAAAACAAGACAAAACAAAUAAAAAAUGAGUGCAUUAUUUUUAUGAUGAAUGUGCCUUCUGGCAUUUUAUAAUUACAGUUUGAUUGUGAGUGCACAAAUAUAUUAAGUUCAUUAGACUUGCUGCUCUUGAUUAAAUAAUAAACUUAAAAAUCUAUGAAUAUCAUCAAACCAGUAAGUAAGAGGGAAUGAAAUGGUAAUACCAGAAUAUGUUGAGUUAAUUAUUUUCCCUUUUGGAGGGAAAAAAAAAUCACAGUUUUUCUAUCCCCCCAUGCCCCUCUCCCCACAUUUUCUUUUGUAAGCAAUGGGAUAAUUUACAAGGACAACUUUAUCUUGAAAGAGUGACUCACAUCUGGGAUGGGACAUUUUCAUGGAACGUUGACAAUUGGAAGAAAUGUUCUAGACAAAAUGCACUUUAUGAAUUUGCAGAAUAUAAGGAGCAUUUUUGUGCACAUCAAUACAGGUUAUCCCAGGAGGGUUAUUUAGACACCAUUCCAUGCCACAAAACAAAUAUGGGGGGGGAAUGAGUGCUGCAUUAGCUUUUUAAAGUCAAGAAGUAUAGGCAUUCCCACUGUGGUGUAGUGGAAACAAAUCUGACUGGGAAUCAUGAGGUCUCAGGUCUGAUCCCUGG